Molecule: messenger RNA, 1617 nt
Organism: Orbicella faveolata
Lineage: Eukaryota; Metazoa; Cnidaria; Anthozoa; Scleractinia; Merulinidae
Product: monocarboxylate transporter 10-like
Biological process (GO): transmembrane transport
Molecular function (GO): transmembrane transporter activity
Source: RefSeq, a predicted model, not a curated record
AUAUUUUUUUCGCUCAAUACCCUAAACGGUUCCGCAAAAGCUUCCACUGUAGAGGAGGCUAAACGCCCUGAGAGGUACCAAAACCGCUUUUUUAACCCCUAAAAGGUACGACGAGCACCCCCCCGUCAUUUUAAUAUGGCAGUCCUACCCCCUGGGUUCUUGGAUAACUUUUUCAGUCACCUAGCUACUGUCUCGAACCUCCAACAAUUAAAUGUUUGAGGUACAAUGUAGUGAGGUUCAGCUGUAUGAAUCGUAUAUGAUGACCUGAGAAUAAAGUUUUCUGUUAAAUUUUUUUUAUUUACCAAUGUUACAAAUAUGCCUUUUUUGUUACAUUUAUUGCAGGUUUGCAAUAUGUUCAGCAUAUUUCACUGUUGUGUCAAAGCAACACACCAGCAGGACUCUCAGUGGUCGGUAGUUGUGUGCAUCUGUGCGACAAUUUGUCAAGUUCUCUUCAUGGGAAUUUUGCGCAGUUUUGGAGUGUUGUUCCCUGUCUUAAUGGCAGACUUUGAAACCAGCAGAGAGAGGACAGCAUGGAUAGGUUCCUUUGCCUUAUCACUAUCACUAUUUGCUGCACCGUUGGUGGGACGUCUUUCUCAGAAGUUGAGUUGUCGCUUUGGAGUUAUCAUUGGAGGACUUUUGUUCAUAGCAGGACUUACGGCAACAUCAUUUGUGAAUGAUAUCAAGAUCAUGUUCUUCACCUUCAGUGUUCUCACUGGACUCGGAGCAAGUUUUUGUCGUACCUCUUGCUUUCUGAUGGUGGCAAAAUACUUCAACAAGAAACGUUCCUUUGCUACGGGGAGUGUUACCAUGGGCCCCUCAUUAGGGAUGUUUAUUUGGGGCCCUGUGACUCAAGUGCUUCUUGACUCUGUUGGCUGGAGAGACACUUUUAGAGUCAUGGCACUUUCCUGCACCCUGAUCUUGCUUUUAGCCAUCCCCUUUAAUCCUAAUAUAGAGGAGAAGGAUAAGAUGUCAGAAGAUACCUGUGACGAAAUGACCGAGCCAAAUGAUCAGGAUGAUGAUGAUGGUAGUGCAAAGAUUCAAACAGGAAAUAAAAAGUUCAAGAUUCUUGAUUUUUCGGUGUGGAAGAUUCCCCAAUACUGCAUCCUUGUCGCUUCUUUCACGCUAAUGUUCAUGUGCCGCUUCAUUCCCAGUGUCCACCUGGUCAAGUACAGUGAAGAACUAAACAUCCCAGCUGAUAAAGCUUCUCAUUUUUACAUGUUCCUGGGAAUCUCUUCGGGUGCAGCCAGACUCCUGAUUGGUAGAUUGUGUGAUGUCAAAUGGGUCAAUAUAUGCUACAUAAAUCAGCUGGGAAUUACUCUUGCUGGCCUGGCUACCUUGCUUCUACCUCUCGCUAAAAGUUAUUUGUUUCUCGCAUUAUACACUGCUGUAUUUGGGUUCUCAGAUGGAGCUUUCAUAACAUCACAAAAUGUGAUUCUUCUUGGUAUUGUUGGGCCUGACAGACGGGAUGCCGCAUUUGGAUUUGGAUGCCUGUUGUGUUCUUUUGCACUGGCUGGUGGUCCACCCUUAGCAGGUGAGUAUUUUAAUACUUAAAAGUUUCCAUAAUUUAUGAUGGGUGUGAUUUCUGGGAUUUCUGUGAUUGCUAUGGUAACCAAAUAG